Fusarium pseudograminearum CS3096 is the source of this 2232-nucleotide messenger RNA. RefSeq lists its product as uncharacterized. Lineage: Eukaryota; Fungi; Ascomycota; Sordariomycetes; Hypocreales; Nectriaceae. Gene Ontology annotation, molecular function: transcription cis-regulatory region binding; DNA-binding transcription factor activity, RNA polymerase II-specific; zinc ion binding. Gene Ontology annotation, cellular component: nucleus. Bases 1 to 2232 code for a protein of 743 amino acids. Gene Ontology annotation, biological process: regulation of DNA-templated transcription; DNA-templated transcription. The transcript has 3 exons. The record is from RefSeq and is a predicted model, not a curated record.
AUGGCGGCCAGUGGGGCCGCUUCCAUGAGUCCUACCAGCCCUGUCAGCUCUCGUCACGGCCAUGCGCAUGGAAACAGCAAUGGUAUUAAACGCAAGAGAAGUAGUGUGGCUGGCAUUGACAGCAGUCCUGGCAGUGGCCUCGACGAUCAUGAUGCUGAACAAGAGAAGAAGCGCCAGCCUGGCGUGAAAAGAGCCUGCAACGAGUGCCGUCAGCAAAAGCUACGAUGCGAUGUUGUGCAAGACCCCUUCCAGAGUUGUUCCCGAUGUAACCGCCUCAAGCUCGAAUGCAAGAUUGAAUCAAAUUUCAAGCGAGUUGGUAAGAGAUCGAAGCACGCUGAGAUGGAGAAGGAGAUUGAUCGCCUGCGUCGCAACUUGGCUCGCGCAAAGUCGCAAGGCUUUACCCCAGAAGGCGCCGACGACGACAUGGACUCUCCCGCUGCAGCGAGCAAUCCGACAUAUACCCACACUCACACUCGAAAUCCUUCCCUAAUGGGCUCUGACGAAGCUGUGUCGUCCCUGCUACAUCUCAAGCGUGGCGGUAACUACAACAUGCCUCGAUAUUCGCAUGAGUUGGAGAACGUUCAAUUGACCGAAGAUGAUGUGAACAACCUGUUUAGCCAGUUCUUCCAAUUCUACCAUCCCAUGCUGCCAUUCCUCAAUCCUCGCCAGGCACCUGACCUCUUCUAUCAACAACAUCCGCUCCUUUUCUGGUCCAUCGUCUCGGUUGCCGCUCGACGCUUUAGUCCACCCAACGUCCCUGCACUGCUUAGCAACCUUUCAGGGCCCUUGACCCGAUUUCUUUGGUCAACGAUUGGGGAGGUUCCAAGCAAUUACUACAUUGUCAAAGCCAUGUGCCUGUUGUGCACCUGGCCACUACCCACGAGUACGACUUCGUCCGACCCUACACACAUUUUGUGUGGAGUCAUGAUGAAGACAGCUACUGGCAUCGGCCUCCAUCGGCCCAAUAACAUACAAGACUUCUCUAGAGUGUCUGUUGAGUUGAACAAGGAACAACUCAGCGACCGUGUGACCACAUGGGCGGUUUGCAAUAUUGUUGCGCAGUCCGUUGGAACCGGAUACGGACAGCCAGCAUCGACUCUCUACGACUGGACUCUGGCAUCAAAGCUGGGAGAAGAGAGCGCCUUCCAACUGUCCCGAGAGCUGGAAGCUCGAUUGCAGAUUGAGAGGUUUUGUGAUAAGGUCUCAAAGGAAAUGUAUAGCAAUGCUAGUGAUCCUCGCGGCGUUGCAGGCGACGAACACCGAGCAAUGCUGAUGCGUGUUUACCGUCGUGACUAUGCCGAGCUGCAUGCUUCCGUCUUGUCGCGAGAGCUGGGACCUUUCGUCAACCUACAUCUCAGGGCGGCGGCCCUUCACAUGCGCUUGGCAGGUUUCUUCGAUUCUAGUAAGACGCCGGGCUACAUGGAUGAUCUAAUGGGUCUUUGGCGGGCCACUACAAACUUCCUUGAUGAAGUGCUUCAAGCGGACAAAGACACGACUCCUGGUGAUGGAGGCGGGAAUCUGCUUUUGCACUGUAGUAAUUACAUUGGACAGAUGAUGGUUGCCGCAGGAUUUGCUCUCUUGAAGCUCAUGAGAUCUUUCUUUUCAAAGACAAUUGACUUCCAGCGUGGCCGGUCGCUAUUCCAUCAGACUAUCCGAGCCAUCCGCACCACCAGUGUCGUACACAACGACCUUCAGUGGCGAUUGGCUGAACUUAUGGUGCAGAUGUGGAAUGGCGCUCGACUCGACAACAACCAACACGUUUUUAACAGCAAUGAUGACUUACCGAUACAGAUGGACGACAGCUUGCAGCUCAAGGUUAGAUGUCGACACAGCAUGAGUUUGGUAUUCGACUCCGUCUGGAGGUGGAGGGAGGACUUCCAAGCAAUAGGGCGAGGUACCAUAGAUGCCGCCAAACAACCGACAAAUCCAGAUUCGGCUAAUGAGUCUUCAGCAUCAUCAACACACAUGGACAAUACUCUCGUAUCAUCGCACACGCUUCCGCCCUCAAGCCUCCUCAACACAAACACCAAUAAUAACAACAUACCCACCUCGAAUGGCGCUCUGACCCCCGGUGCUACAGGAAUUCCGGCCGUCUCCGCAGCUCAUAACAUGAUGGCGGGUGUUAGCUAUGGGGACACAACGAAUUUCGACUUCUUCGAUCCCCAGCACUGGAUGCUGGACGGCCUUCUUGACUUUAACUACUCAUUUGUGCCGGCACUGGAGGGCGCCUAG